Molecule: messenger RNA, 1335 nt
Organism: Pseudogymnoascus verrucosus
Lineage: Eukaryota; Fungi; Ascomycota; Leotiomycetes; Thelebolales; Thelebolaceae
Exons: 1
Coding region: 1-1170 (389 amino acids)
Biological process (GO): glucan catabolic process
Cellular component (GO): cell surface; extracellular region
Molecular function (GO): glucan exo-1,3-beta-glucosidase activity
Source: RefSeq, a predicted model, not a curated record
AUGCUUGUAUCAAACGCUCUCUUCUUCCUCGGCCUUGCCCUGCCAGGUGCAUUGGGGGCUCCAUCAACGAGCUCUUUCAACUGGAAAAUUUCUAAAGGCAAUGGAGUCAACCUUGGUGGCUGGCUGAUACAAGAAGCUGUCAUCGACCCUACCUGGUGGAGCCAACAUUCUGGAGGUGCCUUGGACGAAUGGGGCUUGUGUGCUCAUCUCGGCACUCAGUGCGGCCCUGUCCUCGAACAGCGGUACGCGACAUACAUUACCCCUUCGACUAUUGACAAGCUCGCUGCGGCCGGCGUCAACGUUCUACGUAUACCGACGACCUACGCAGCAUGGGUGAAGGUCCCGGGCACCCAACUUUACACCGGGAAUCAAAAGCAAUUUCUCAAGAACAUUGCCACAUAUGCCAUCAAUAAGUACAACAUGCAUAUCAUAGUUGAUGUGCACUCUUUGCCUGGUGGUGUGAAUGGAAUGGGGUUUGGCGAGGCCGAGGGUCAUUUCGGCUGGUUCAACAACCAGACUGCUUUGACAUAUUCCUACAAGGCAAUUGACGCUGUUAUUGCCUUUGUCCAAAGCUCCGGUUUCCCACAAUCCUUCACCAUUGAACCAAUCAACGAGCCUGUGGACAACCCGAAUAUGAUGUAUUUCGGAACCCCGGCAGCCCUAUCGGAUGCAGGAGCCGCAUGGACUUUGGAAUACAUCAAGGGCGUUAUUCAACGGGUUGUUGCAACCAAUCCAAAUAUUCCUGUGAUGUUUCAAGGCAGCUUUAGAGGAGAAGCAUACUGGUCACCACAGUUCCCGGCGAAUACAAACCUCGUCUUUGAUGUGCACAACUAUUAUUUUGCCGGUCGCCCAACAGAUUCCGAUACUGUUUCUGCCAAUAUCUGCUCCGACGCAAAGGCCUCUGCUGGCGAUGGCAAGUUCCCUGUCUGGAUCGGCGAGUGGUCUAUCCAGACGGCUAGCAACAACAAACUCGCAAACCGGAGAAAGAACCUCAAUACUGGUCUGUACGCCUUCAAUAAAUAUACUCAAGGUAGUGCAUACUGGACUGCGAGAUUUUAUGGAAACGUUCCAGUUGAGGGCGAGGGGGUACAAGGCGAUUACUGGAACUAUGAGUCCUUCAUUGAUCUUAGGUAUAUCAACGCAAGCGAGGGGACUCCAUAUUGCAUAUAAGUCUGUCAGUCACCGCUCGCCGUAUGCGUCAUGUUACUCGAAAAGCUAUGCUAGCAGAUUCUCGCUUUAUUCGCCAGAAUUACGUAGGCAGAUUUCGAAGAAGAGCUACUGAGCUGUGCAUAUGAAAAGCUGGGAAGCCAUAAGUUUGUGCUGGAAAAAGAGGAG